Closterium sp. NIES-67 is the source of this 3631-nucleotide messenger RNA. The record is from the annotation of a GenBank genome assembly. NCBI's taxonomy places the organism in Eukaryota, Viridiplantae, Streptophyta, Zygnematophyceae, Desmidiales, Closteriaceae.
CGAGCAUUGAAUCUGUAAUACGACCGUUGGGUCGGGUCCGUCCAACAGAGAUUCUUCACGUGGCCACGCAUGUCCUCCUCACUGACACUAGUCCUCCUCUCGUUCAGCUCUCAUAUCCGCCCGCGCGUCUCAGCACAUUGUUCCGCCUGAUUAGCCAGCCAAGGGCAACUCUGUAUCGAUCGAGUCUGCAUUCACGAGCUAUUCGCGCGGAGUUCCUUGUCGAGAAUUGUCGCCGGGCUUCUGCUUCGCGUCUGUAGCCUCGCGUUCAGGCCUGUGCCUCCCUCUCGGCUAAUUGACCGCGUCGCUGACCCUCCGUUGACUCUCCGUUGACUCUCCGUUGACUCUCCGUUGACCUCGUGGUUGGCUGUCACUAGAGAGGUUGACUAGCUGACUCGCAAUAGCUAGCCUGAUUGCCAAUAGCGGUGUUGACCAUGGGGGUACAAACGGAGGAGGCUCCUCAGAUGCCUCGCAGCACGCGCGUGUGCGUCAAGGGGUUGCCAGAAUACGUGACGGAGGACAGACUGAGGGAGCACUUUUCCGUCAAGGGCCACGUCACCGAUGCCAAGGUCAUGCGCACACGCGACGGUCGGUCACGGCAGUUUGGGUUUGUGGGCCUUCGGUCAGAGGAGGAGGCAGCGGCGGUUAUAUCCUACUUCAACCGCUCCUUUAUGGACACGUUUCGACUUACCUGUGAGUUCGCCAUGCCUAUCGGCCACACUGCUUUACCCCGGGCCUGGAGCAAACACACACAGGCGAAGGAGAAGGGGGGAGAGGGCGCAGGGGCAGGGGGGAAGCGGGGGGUGAAGCAAGCAGCGAGGGAGGAUGAGGGGUUUAGGGAGUUUUUGGAAGUGAUGGAGAGAGGAGGGAAGAAGAAGGUAUGGGCUAAUGAUACUGCUGAUGGGGAAGGGGAUGGGAGUGAGGAGGGGGAGGAGAGGGGGGGAGGAGAUGGGGAGGAGGAGGAUGAGAGCGAAAGGGAGGAGGGAGAGGAGGGGGAGGAGGAGGAAGAGGAGGAAGGCGGUUUGAGUAACUUGGACUAUCUCAAGAAGAGAGUCGCCUCCAAUUGGAGUGAUGAGGACGAUGAGGAGGAGGAGGAGGAGAAUGGCGAAGAGGACAAUGAGCGGAAGGCGAAUGAAGUGGAGAGGAUAGGGGGGGCCGAGGAAGAGAGUGGGGGAGAGAGUGAGGGAGAGGAGGAGGAAGGAGAUGUGGAGGAGGGGGAGGGUGGGGACGAAGAGGGAGAGGAAGGGGAGGAAGGGGAGGAAGGGGAGGAAGCAGAGGAAGAAGAGGGAGGAGAGGAAGGGAGGGAUAACACAGAUGGAGUGGUGGAUGGAGCAGCGGCGGAGGGAGGGCCUGCUACGGUGGAUGGGGGAGCAGCAGAGGACGUGCGGGAGACGGGCCGCCUCUUCAUCCGCAACCUCUGCUACUCCGCCUCGGAGGGUGAUCUGCGCGCGCUGCUAUCGCCCUUCGGUUCGCUCGCCGAGGUGCAUCUGGUGGUGGACCGCCAGACCAAGCUGUCCAAGGGCUUUGCCUACGCGCUCUUCACUGUGCCUGAGGACGCUGUCAGUGCCAUGAAGGCCCUGGACUCCUCCAUCUUCCAAGGGCGCCUGCUGCACGUGCUGCCGGCGCACAGACCCCCGCCAAAGAAAGACGAGGAGGCGAGCCAGCAGGCAGGGACGUUGAAGGAGAGGAGGGAGGAGGAGCGGAAGAAGCGGGAGGCGGGAGGGGAUACCCGCGCCUGGAGCUCCUUCUACAUGCGACCUGAUACGGUGGCAGAAGCAGUGGCCCAGCGGUACGGAGUGGCGAAGAGGGACCUGCUUGACCCCUCAGCCAGUGACACGGCCGUGCGCCUGGCCCUGGGAGAGGCGCACAUAGUGGCGGACACCAAGAGGGCGCUGCUGGACGCGGGCAUCGAUGUGGGGCUCCUGGAGAAAUUCGCCACCGCUGCCACCGCUGCUGCCGCCACUAAAGCAGCCGCCAAAGCAGCUGGUAAAGCCGACGCUAAGGCGGACGGUGGUGGGGCUGGUGGCUUGGCGCGCAGCAGGAGCGUGGUGCUGGUGAAGAACCUGCCGUUCAAGGUGGAGGCGAGCGAGCUGGUGGGCUUGUUCCAACGAUACGGUCCUGUGGCGCGGUUUGUGCUACCUCCUACCAACACUGUGGCACUGGUGGAGAUGGCUGAUUCUGCUGAUGCCAAGAGGGCUUUCAAAGGCCUUGCUUAUAAGAGAUACCAGCAUGUGCCCCUGUACCUCGAAUGGGCACCGGAAGGAAUCUUCCUAGAACCUGCAGCACCAUCGGAUGCACCUGCAAACGCAACCGCAGCCGCAGCUGCAGCUGCUACUACUAGGGAGGCAGGCGGAGGGCCGGGAGAAGGGGAUGCGAGGGGUGGGAAGGAAAGAGGAGAUAAGAAGGGUCAGAAAGUGGUGGGGCUGUUGCCAGUGGUGGUGGAUGGGAAGGCGGCACGGAGGUUGGCAGCAGAGGAGGAGAUGGUGGGGGGGAGAGAGGGGGGCGCAGGGGGUGAAGGGGAGCCAGUGGAGGGGGAGGAAGACAGUCAGCCCACCACGCACAGCGUGUUUGUCAAGAACCUCAGCUUCGGCACGAGUGAGGCACAACUCAAGGAGCACUUCGAGAAGCUUCUUAGAAGCAAGCAAGGAGGGCGGGAUGGGGAGGGGCCAGCAAUACGCAGCGUGACGAUCAAGAAGCGAGUGCGCAAUGGCAAGCAGCUGUCGAUGGGGUUCGGGUUUGUGGAGUUUGGCUCCAUGCUGGCUGCCCACCGGGCAUGCAAGCUGCUGCAGGGUACUGUGUUGGAUGGCCAUGCGCUGCUGCUGCAGCUGAGCAAGGGGGAGACUAGAGGGGGCGAGGGGAAGGGGGAGGCAGUAGGGGCGGGCGGCAAGGGGAAGGAGAGCUCCACCAAAGUGAUAGUGCGCAAUGUGCCAUUUGAGGCCACCAAGAGAGACAUUCAGCAGCUCUUUGCUCCUUUCGGCCAGCUCAAGAGCAUGCGUCUGCCCCGCAAGUUCGAUGGGGGCCAUCGGGGAUUCGCCUUUGUGGAGUUUGCCACAAAGAGAGAAGCAGAAAGCGCCUUUGAUGCUCUGAAGAACACCCACCUGUACGGGCGGCACCUCGUGCUCGAGAGGGCCAAGGAGUGGGAGGGAUUAGACGAGCUACGCGCCAAAACUGCUGCCCAGUUUCUGGACGGCGGGGCGGGAGGGGUGAGGCAGAAGAAGCGGGCAAAGCUGGGGCAGGGCGUGGAUGACAGUGACGUGGCGUUCAGGGAAAUGCAGUUUGGUUGAUGGGGGAUCAUGAAUAUGGGGCCUGCUGGUAUAGUAGCUGAGAGUGCUCAGAAAAGCAAUCGUGUGCAGCAGAAGAGGGCGAAGCCAGGGCAGGGCGUGGAUGACAGCGAUGUGGGUGUGGCGCUCAGAGAGAUACAGUUCGGUUGUCUGGGAUUAUGGUGGCAUGGUCGCGGGUGUGCAGUAGCCAGUGGUGUGUAGUUGUGCACUGUGAAGCAGGGGGCUAGGCUGGGGCAGUGGGUGUGUGGCAUUAUGGAGGGCAUGGUUUGGUUGAUUGCAUUUUAGGUACCAAGUUUAUGCACCUCCUUGCAGCUGACUGCAGUUAGUAUCCAGGGGAAAACUAAUUACCAGUU